GCUCGCGCGUAUCGGGUGACAGCGGGGAGAAGUUGGACGUCGCGUCCGCAGCUCGGAGACAAGCUCGAGCCGUCAUGGCGAGCGAGGCUGCCUCGCGGCUCGGCGGCGGGGAGGAUGAGGAGGGCGACGAAGAAACAAUGGCCGCGGGCUUUUACGACGACGACGACGACCUCGACCUGUUCUCGGAGGGAAACCUGGACUGCGGCUGCGAGGACGGAGUCCUGGGCUUCAGUGACUCCUUCAGUGGGGAGGUGAAACCCCGCAUCCUGCUGAUGGGCCUUCGGCGCAGCGGCAAGUCCUCCAUCCAGAAGGUGGUUUUCCACAAGAUGUCCCCCAACGAGACCCUCUUCCUCGAGAGCACCAACAAGAUCUGCCGGGAGGACGUCUCCAGCAGCUCCUUCGUCAGCUUCCAGAUCUGGGACUUCCCCGGGCAGAUUGAUUUCUUUGACCCCACCUUCGACUACGAGAUGAUCUUCAGGGCCACUGGUGCUCUGAUCUUUGUCAUCGACUCACAGGAUGACUACGUGGAGGCUCUGAGUAGGCUGCAUCUCACAGUGACCAGUGCCUACAAGGUCAAUCCGGACAUUAACUUCGAGGUGUUCAUCCACAAAGUGGACGGUCUGUCGGAUGACCACAAGAUGGAGAAGCAGAGGGACAUUCACAAACGCGCCAACGACGACCUAGCAGAUGCUGGCCUGGAGCGGAUCCAUCUCAGCUUCUAUCUUACCAGUAUCUAUGACCACUCAAUAUUUGAGGCUUUCAGCAAAGUGGUCCAGAAACUUAUCCCGCAGCUGCCGACUCUGGAGAACCUGCUAAACAUCUUCAUCUCGAACUCCGGUAUUGAGAAGGCCUUCCUGUUUGACGUGGUCAGUAAGAUCUACAUCGCCACAGACAGUAGUCCGGUGGACAUGCAGACAUACGAGCUGUGUUGUGACAUGAUCGACGUGAUCAUUGACAUCUCCUGCAUCUACGGUCUGACGGAAGAUCAGGCUGGCUCCCCCUACGAUAAGGAGUCUAUGGCCAUCAUCCAUCUCAACAACACCACGGUCAUGUACCUGAAGGAGGUCACCAAGUUCCUGGCCAUGGUCUGCUUCCUCCGCGAGGAGAGCUUUGAGAGGAAAGGGCUGAUCGACUACAACUUCCACUGUUUCAGGAAAGCCAUCCAGGAGGUGUUCGACGUGCGGGUCAGGGUUCAGAAGAACCGCAAGCUCCAGAGGAGGUGGAGCAAACAGGCCACCCCCAACGGCGUCUUCAACGCACACUGAGAGCCACCCAUCACGUCACAGACUAGACGCUUCACUGUGGCUGAACUUCACCGGGGGGGGGGGGGGGGGACAAGGACCUGGAUGGAGGGAGCAGUACUCCCACAGUGAGAACCAGGCUCCAGGUGGACUUUGUCUGAUACCGUGGGAGGUGCUACAGAGCCGUCCAACGGUCUUUCUCUCACACAGAGGAUGUUCGGGGGCUCUGUUUUGCCAGCACCAGUGUCAAAUAUGUCAUUAUAAAUUGCGUUUCUGUUACGUCAUUUGACAGUGCGGGUGGUUUGGAAGUUGGGAGUGAAUAAGCUAAAGAUACCAAACCAUCAUUAAAAAAGUCUUCUUCUUUUAGCGCCCCCUUCGGGUGAACAGGUCUGCGUGGAGAAGGACAUGACGGGAUGAACAGCACUGGAAAUGGCCCACAUGGCGUGCAGGUUUUUCCAUCCCCUCCAUCGUCCGGCGAAUGUUUUUGAUGAGGCUGUGCUGCACGCGGGGAGGCCGCACGCGGGGUUUUUGGGUGGAGGGGGUCAUUUGUUAUUUAAAACCAGCUGACGGAUUUACACCCGAUUCCCAUUUUAUUAUUAUUUUUACUUUUAGAAAAGUUUGCUAAAAGUGUGCUUAAAGCUGCACUGUGCAUGUUGUGAAAAGGAACGCUGCGCUAAGUAGCCGUUUCGCUUUAACGCUCCAGAACGACCGGGAUUUCACUCCUACCUAAAACGACCAUGGGCGGUCAAAAUGACCGCCGGUUUUUAAACUCUACAUUCUGUCGAGAUAAAUGCCCAGUUGGGAUAUUAACGCAUUGCAUAUGUUAGUGUGUCUGUUAGGAAACGACUGACACCAAAAUUAACAUUUUAACAACUAUAAUACUAUUCUUAAACAGUUUAAACUUCAGAGAGACGUGGUGGAACUUGAAUAACAAACCUGAAAAAGUGAAAAUAUGACCUGAAAAACAAAACGGAAAACACAUAUUGUUAAUCUAACAAACAUAACAAGGCUAUAAAAUGUGAAAUGUACAAAAAAAAGAGAAGAACUGAAAAUAAAUAUUGAAACAGUCCCAAAUAACAACCAGAACUUAAAAACCACUAGAACGACCGUGUGCGGUCAUUUUGACCGCCGGUGUUUUAAACUCUAUAUUGUGUCAAGAUAAAUACCCAACUGAGAUAUUAAUGCAUUACAUAUGUUAGCAUGUCUGUUAUGAAACUAACUGACACCAAAAUUAACAUUUUAACAACUUUUAAUAUUAUUUUUCAAACAAUUUAAAAUGGCGGCUGUCCAACGCCUGUAAAUCCUGCAAGGCCACGCUGGUAGUCAUGGUGCAUCUGUAACCAGACAUGUUGGAAAUAAUCAAACAUAGACUAUUUCUCUCCACUGGAUGGCGCUAGUGUGUUCCUAGGACAGAGCAACGAACUUCACGAAGGAAAUGACACCACCAACACACGUCAUAAAUACCGACAUGACUCGCAAAUUACGAGACGGUCAUUUUGACCGCUCGUGGUCGUUUUAGGUAGAGCUUAUGGUAACUUUUUUGUGCAAUUGCUCUAAAACUCGUUUUAAUGCAAAUAUGUGCAGUUUUAGGAGCGUUCAGGGGGCGGCAGGUCUGUAUCGUUCUUUUGUUUCACACUUAUUAAACUGAGAGUCCAAAACGGUCAUAAUGACCGUCUCGGUCGUUGGUUUGGGUCACAUGGUGUCAUGGCUGAUCGCUGUUGAGAUCAGUUCCCUGGACUGAAAUAAAGAGCUUUUUUUACA
Molecule: messenger RNA, 3002 nt
Organism: Lampris incognitus (smalleye Pacific opah)
Lineage: Eukaryota; Metazoa; Chordata; Actinopteri; Lampriformes; Lampridae
Gene: rragd
Product: ras-related GTP binding D
Exons: 7
Coding region: 75-1265 (396 amino acids)
Biological process (GO): cellular response to starvation; cellular response to amino acid stimulus; regulation of autophagy
Cellular component (GO): Gtr1-Gtr2 GTPase complex; nucleus; lysosome
Molecular function (GO): GTP binding; GTPase activity
Source: RefSeq, a predicted model, not a curated record